Daktulosphaira vitifoliae (grape phylloxera) is the source of this 4418-nucleotide messenger RNA. Its product is annotated as protein artichoke-like. NCBI's taxonomy places the organism in Eukaryota, Metazoa, Arthropoda, Insecta, Hemiptera, Phylloxeridae. The record is from RefSeq and is a predicted model, not a curated record. Gene Ontology annotation, molecular function: protein binding. Bases 47 to 4120 code for a protein of 1357 amino acids. The transcript has 4 exons.
UAUGCACAAGCUGCGUUAACAACCACUCAAAUGAUAUGGCGAUGAGAUGAAAUCCAAUGAUCGAUGGCCGUCGCUGUGGUUAUGCACAUUAUUAUGGUUUCAAACAUUUUCUGUCAGCCAAUUUCAAAAUAUAGUUACUACGUGCCCUAGCCAAAUACCAGACCAAUCAUGCUGGUGUCACGAUGUAGAAGACGGGAUAUCACUCGACUGUCCUGGAGUUUCCGGAACAAGUGUUUACACUGCUUUAGCCUCUGUAAAUGGGCCAAUUCAAUCACUUAACAUUUAUGACCUCGAUUCUUCUGCUUUAUCUUUAUCAUUAGCUUUUUUUCCUCUAAAUAUCACAUUAAAAGAACUUCAAAUAUCUCAUUCAAAUAUAUCAAUUAUUACUGAAAAUGGGCUAUUCAACAUAAAAAACUUGGAAUCUUUUUCAAUGAUUUCUGGCAAGCUCAAAGAAAUACCCCAAAAAGCUUUCAUGGGGUUAACAUCGUUAAAGAUAAUUGAUAUCGAAUCUAAUGAAAUAAGCGAGCUGGGAAGCUACACUUUUACUGGUUUGAAUUUGGUUAAAAUAAAUUUGAAAGGAAACUCAAUAGUUAAAAUUUCAGAAUAUGCAUUUGCUGGAUUAGAAAAUAGCCUAUCAGAAUUAGACUUAUCAGAAAAUAAAAUAAAAACUUUUCCAACUUCAGCAGUACGACGGUUAGAAAGGUUGAUUUCAUUGAGGCUUUCUUGGAACGAGAUAACAUCAAUACACGAUGAUCGCUUUUCUUUUAUGAAGAAUCUAGUACAGUUGGAUCUAAGUUCUAAUUACUUUGAAUCAAUUCCUGAAGAUGCAUUCCGUCUAUUCCCAAAACUCGAAAUGUUAUCUCUUUAUUACAAUUCAAUUGAAGGUAUUCAUAAAAGAGGAUUUAGUAGUUUGACUCUCCUCGAAUCACUUGAUAUAAGUCAUAACAAAAUUAUUUAUAUGGAUGCAAACACAUUUAAGUACAAUGUACGUCUCAAAAAAAUUGAUCUAAGUCAUAAUCAUAUUCAUUAUAUAACUGGCUUAUUUAAAAAUUUACCAGAGCUUAAAGAAGUAUUUUUAUCCGAAAAUAAUAUAUUAGAAAUUUCAAGUGAUUCAUUUACAAAUUCAAUAAAGAUUUCUGUAAUUUACAUUUCCCAAAAUGCUAUAAAAAAUAUCGAACCUGGUUCUUUCAGUAGUUCUUUUGAUUUAAAUGAACUUUAUUUAAGUGAAAACUACUUAAAAAGGAUAGACAGUUUAUCUUUUUCCAACUGUUACAAUUUAACUUCUUUGAGUUUAGAUAGCAAUUUAAUUCACAGCAUUAAUAUUGAUGCAUUUCAAAAUAAUGUUCACUUAAAAGAACUUCGACUACAAAACAAUAAAAUAUCAACUAUAAAAAAAAUGCAUUUUGAGAAAUUACCAAAUUUACUAGGAUUAUAUUUACAAAAUAACAUAAUUUCUGAAAUAGAAAAUGGAGCAUUUUUUCAUUUGAAAAAUCUUCAACAUAUAAAUUUACAAGGUAAUCAUCUUAAGCAUUUGGAUGAUAUAUUUUCACAAAACCAAUCAUUAGUAUCAAUACACAUUGAUUCAAACGCACUAACUAGNGUAUCAAUACAUAUUGAUUCAAACGCACUAACUAGUAUACAUAAUAGAUCCUUCCAAGGCCAAACUAAUUUAAAAAUAAUUUGGUUGGGUCAUAACAAAUUAAAAAAACUAGAUAAAACUCUUUUUGUGGACAUUAAUCAUACUCAAAGAAUUUAUUUUAAUAAUAAUUCUAUCGAAUAUAUUGAAUUAGGUUCGUUCGAAUCUAUGCAAGCUUUGACAUUUAUGGACUUAAGUUUCAAUCAGCUCAAAGAAAUUUCAUCAAAAAUGUUUGCUGAUCUUAGAGGUUUAGAAGAAUUACAUCUUGCCAAUAACCACAUAUCUCACAUACAACCGAAUUCAUUUGCAGCACUCAAAAGAUUAACUAUAUUAGAUUUAUCAGAUAAUCCAUUAAUACAACUUCAUAAAUACAUGUUCCAAAAAGAUUUACCGAUUCAGCAUUUAUAUCUGAAUAACUGCUCGUUAAAAACAAUAGACAACGGCUCAUUUUCUAACCUGAAUGAUUUAUCCGAACUCUACUUGAAUAAAAAUUUCUUAGCUGCUGAAUCAUUAUUGCAAAUUGACGUUCCUACUUUAACGACAUUAGACGUAUCAUUUAAUAAUUUAAUAGGACUUAAUUCAACAUUUUUAAAAUAUCUUCCAAAUAUUAAGCAAGUUAAUCUGGAUUACUGCAACUUGAAUCAAUUGUCGGGUUCAAUUUUUAAGUUUAAUCUUGAAAUAAGCACUUUAUCAUUAAGACAUAAUAACUUUAUAACGUUUCAUCCUGAUGUCUUCAAGAGUCCGAAACGAUUGACUUCUUUGACAUUAGAUAACAAUAAUUUAGAUGUAAUGCCUUACUCUGCUUUAGCGGGCUGUGAAAAUUUAGAAAAGUUAUCACUUAUUAAAAACAAUUUAACAACAUUAGACAUGUCAAAACUAACAAGCAUGAAAAAUCUUAAAUCUCUCGUAGCAAAUUCAAACCGUGUUCAAUCUAUAUCUGGAUUUCCACCAACCUAUUUCACAAUGUUGACGGAAUUAAAUUUGGCCAAUAAUAUGUUAUCAUCAUUUCCUCUAAAUAUCUUUCAAUCUCUCGAACGUCUUGACAUUUCAUACAACAAUUUUAGACAAAUUCCAGCAUUAAUAAAAAAUUUGCGAUUUUUAAACCUUACCCACAAUCCAAUUUUUCAAAUACGUGAUACAACCAAACAAUAUGUCAAUGAAAAAUCAAAUAUUGAAGAACUAUAUAUGACCCAAACAAAUUUAACAGUUUUAAGUAGUAAAGAUUUUGAAAAUUUUCGUGAUCUACAUAAUUUACAUUUAAGUAAUAACCGUAUAUCAAAAAUAUCUCCUGGGACAUUCAGCGUUCUAGAAAACUUAUACACACUAGACUUAAGUCUAAAUCGUUUGGAGUUGUUGCCUCAAGAAAGGUUACAGGGAUUAUUCCGUUUACGACUUCUAAAUUUGUCACACAAUUCAAUCCGAGAAAUUGAUGACUUUUCCUCAGAUUUAAUAUCACUUCAAAUACUUGAUAUAUCAUACAACCAAUUGUUAAAAUUAAAUAAAGGAUUAUUCAGAAACCUCGAAAGCUUAUCUGAGUUAUAUUUGUAUGGUAAUUGGAUAUCUUCAAUUUCACCAGAUGCUUUUAGAGUUUUAAAAAAACUGAAGAUAUUGGACUUGGGAAAAAACGAUUUUAGAAACUUUCCUUUAAAUGCACUUAGGCCAUUGGAAACUUACAUAAAACAUUUGCGAAUAGAAGGUAAUCCUUUAAGUUGUGAUUGUGAUCAACAAGAGCUUUGGGAAUGGAUGAAAGAUCAUCGAAAACUAACUACUGAUUUCCAAUUAGAAGGUCUCACUUGCCAACAUCCUUCAACACUUCAAGGCAAAAUAUUUGUUGAUUUAGAGCCUCAUCAUUUUUGUGCUAUUCCCGCUGUACAUAGAUUAGCCAUUCAAGAUAUUCAGCCGGAUUCAGUGUUUUUGUCAUGGAAAAAUGGAAACCGUUCAGGACUUCAUGGCUAUAAAUUGGAAUAUUAUUCGAUUGAGGAUCCACGAUCUCCAGCAGCUAUCAUAUCAUCUGUCGCACUAUCGCCAACUCAUAUGAGCAAAUUCAUUGAUAAAGAAGCUCAAACAGCAUUCAUUGAUAAUUUAACACCAGAAACUAGGUACCUAAUUUGUAUUAUUGGAUUAGGAAAUUGGAUACCACAAAAUACUUCUCAUUUUUUACCUAGUGAUACAGAAAGCAGCCGAUGUGCUGAAAUUAAAACAUUAGACGGGGAUUUAACAUUUUUUUCAGAUGAACAGUAUAUGAGUUCAAUACUAACCAGAAGACUGGGGUUAAUUAUUGGAAGCUGUUUAGGUUGUGUGGUAUUUAUCGUAUUAGUUUCUGUAUUAGGUUAUUUAAAAAUUAAAAAGCAGCGAGAAGACUCAAAAAGAGAACAACCUUUACCUCCAGAAUAUUUGUCAUACCGACAUUUUUCGUUACAUACUACCGAUCCCCUGUCUGCUUCUGCUUUACACUCGUCUAACCCAAUAACAACUGUAACAUGAAAGUUAUAUUAUAGUAUAGAACAUCCAUACAAAAAUAUAUUUAUUUAUUUAUAUAAAUGUAAGGAAAUAUACAAUAUAUUCCAUUAACUAUAGUUAGUGUAAUCAAUAAUUACAAAUUUAAUUCUAAAAUUAGUAUUCAACUAAUUUAGAAUUAUAUCAAAAUUAGUUGUAAUCAUAUUAAUCUUAACUCACAAUUAAAAAAAAAGUGUAAAUAGCAAUAACAGUAUAAAUUUUUAUUAAAAAACUGUAUAGGGUAAAGUUUUUUUUUAUUUAUACAAAAACAAUAAUGCGUAUUAUA